AGCAGCAACCGCAAACGAAAAAAACGAACUAGCAUCGAGAUAACGAUUAAAGGGGCCCUAGAAGAGCACUUCACCCGCCAGUCAAAACCGUGUGCCGCCGAAAUAUCCCGCCUCGCUGACAUACUCCAACUGGAAAAGGAAGUAGUUAGAGUUUGGUUCUGCAACAGACGACAGAAAGAAAAACGCAUGAAUGGCUCUGUA
Molecule: messenger RNA, 201 nt
Organism: Helobdella robusta
Lineage: Eukaryota; Metazoa; Annelida; Clitellata; Rhynchobdellida; Glossiphoniidae
Exons: 1
Biological process (GO): regulation of transcription by RNA polymerase II
Molecular function (GO): DNA-binding transcription factor activity, RNA polymerase II-specific; RNA polymerase II cis-regulatory region sequence-specific DNA binding
Source: RefSeq, a predicted model, not a curated record